AUUGCCCCCCACCAAAAAUAAAUAAAAACCCACAAAAAAUCUCAAAUUUCAUCAUCUCUUCCAUUAAAAAAAAAAGUUGAAAUGGAAAUCAUGGAUUUCCAAUUAAUCUCAAAAUUAAUCUUGAAUAUUUUCUUGUUAAUGUUCAUAUUUUGCAGUAUAAGAAUCUUCUACAGUGUUUGGUGGAAGCCCAAAAGCCUGGAAAAAUAUUUCCGGCGGAUCGGCGUCGCCGGAAGUUCUUACCGGCUGUUUUCAGGCGACCUGAAGGAGGCGAAGAAGCUGAUGUCAGAGGCGGCGGCGAAGCCGAUGACGCUGAGCCACGAUAUCGUGCCACGUGUCCAGCCGUACUGGGACCGGAUGGUCCGGGAGCACGGGAAGAUAUCGGGCAGCUGGCACGGGACUACGGCCCAGGUGGUGGUCGCCGAUGCAGCGAUAAUAAGACAGAUUCUAAACGCUAGAGAUGGAAGCUUCCAGAAGGUUCCUCGGAAUCCUCUGGUGAAGCUGUUGACUUUGGGGGUAUCAACUUUGGAAGGGCGUCGAUGGGAGACCAGAAGGAAAUUAGUCAGCCCUGCUUUCCACCAUGAUAAACUUCUCGGAAUGAUACCGACGUUUCUAACUAGUUGUAGCAACUUAGUCGAGAGAUUGACGAACAAAAUCGAGGGUUCUAGUGGAAACCUUGAGCUUGAUAUCGCGCCGGAGAUGCAUCGCCUUGCGUCGGACAUCAUUGCCCGAGCAGCGUUUGGGGUGAGCUUCGAAGAAGCCGAGACGAUAUUCAAGCUUCAAAAGGAGCAAGCUGCAUUGGUUCUUGACGCAGCUUCCACCGUGUAUUUUCCGGGUUCAAGGUUUUUGCCAACUAAGAGGAAUCGAAGAAUGUAUGAAAUCGACAGGGCGAUAAAAGCAAAGUUGAGAGAUAUGAUCCUCGAGAAAGAACGAAAAAUAGGGAAUGGAGAAAUGGGUGGCGACGAAGAUUUGUUGAGUUUGCUUCUGAAGAGCCAAAAGCAAUCCGGUAAUGAUAUGACUAUCGAUGAUGUAAUGGAAGAGUGCAAAUUGUUCUACUUUGCAGGGCAAGAGACGACCGCAAAUUGGCUCAUGUGGACAAUGAUCGUCUUGUCAAUGCAUCCACAAUGGCAAGAAAAAGCCCGGGAAGAAGUUCUCCACGUCUUUGGCAAGAAAAUCCCCGACGUCAAAACUCUAAACCAACUCAAAAUAGUGUCGAUGAUUUUGCAAGAAGUCUUGAGAUUAUACCCUUCAGUACCUAUUACCGUCCGACACACACAUGAAGCAAUAAAAAUCAGGGACAAAAUCAUCCCACCCGGCGUUAACCUCGUACUACCAACGUUGUUGCUUCAUCACAAUCCCGUAUAUUGGGGAGAAGAUGCCGAGGAAUUCAAGCCAGAUAGAUUUGCCGAAGGAGUUUCCAAGGCGGGUAAAGAUCACGACGAGUUGGCAUUUUAUCCAUUCGGUUGGGGGCCGCGGAUUUGCUUAGGACAAAACUUUGCCGUCAUGGAAGCAAAACUCGCCUUAACGAUGAUUCUUCAAAAUUUCGUAUUCGAGCUCUCGCCUUCUUACACUCAUGCUCCCCGCGCUGUCUUAACAUUACAACCUCAAUACGGAGCUCCAUUGAUACUACGCAAACUAUAGCUAUUCGAAUGCAUAUUGUGUUAAAGUUUUUAAUAACGAUUUCUUUUAUCGUUUAAGAAAUUUUAAAUUUUUGCUAUUAAUUGUUAAAAAUUUUAUUUUUAUGUAUUUUACAAUAAAAUAAACAAUAUAUUUAUUAUUCAA
Messenger RNA from Andrographis paniculata, 1779 nucleotides. Its product is annotated as cytochrome P450 CYP72A219-like. Gene Ontology annotation, molecular function: monooxygenase activity; oxidoreductase activity, acting on paired donors, with incorporation or reduction of molecular oxygen; iron ion binding. The coding region runs from base 82 to 1638 and encodes 518 amino acids. The record is from RefSeq and is a predicted model, not a curated record. NCBI's taxonomy places the organism in Eukaryota, Viridiplantae, Streptophyta, Magnoliopsida, Lamiales, Acanthaceae. The transcript has 4 exons.